UGUCUGUGUAAUACAAUUUUUGAAGCAUACGGUUUUUAUCAUUCUAAGCUCUUUAUCUUAUAUGCGGAAUGGCAGUGUUUAUAUGAGAAGUGAGAAUCCUCCUCACUUCUGGGCACUCAAGUCAAAAGUUGCCCGAUAUGUCUUACGAUGGGCUUACGUUUAUAGAGCCAAAAGCUCUCUACAACUUGCUGCAGCAAGCAACGUUUUAUUCCUGUCUAAGUGACCCGAAUUAUCUGCUCCUCAUAGAUGCACGGAAAAAGCAUGAAUUCGCUGAAGAUCAUGUUCUAACUGCAAAAAAGGCACCAAAGAGAGAAAAUGGUGAAUUUUUGGUUCCAUAUGAUGCUGAGUUGGAAUGCAAACAGAACAUUGUGAUCUAUGAUAGCAACACCUCAGAAUUUACAGAUCCACAAGCUCCAGCACUACUGUGUGGAUGCUUACUAUGGAACAUGGGCAGCAGGAAUCCAGUCCAGAUAUUGAAAGGAGGAUAUGAAGCGUUUUCAGCUCUUUAUCCAUUUCUUCGCACUCAAAAAAUUAUUUAUAUGCCAAGAGAAAUGGAUGAAAUAAAACCCUAUCCUGUUGAGGUUCUGCCUGGAUUCUUGUAUCUAGGCAACUGGUUCCAUGGUAAUGAAUCAUACAUCCAGAAGGAUCUCAAGAUCAAAGCCCACAUAAAUGUAUGUGUGGAGCCAGGGACUCUCUUUGCAGAACCAGGACAGCAACGGCUGCACAUUCAGGUAGAAGAUCGAGAAGAUGCUGACCUUUUCAGCCACUUUUCAAAGGCCUGCACUUUUAUUGAUAAACAUGAGCCUGCAAAAGAAGCUGUGUUGGUGUUUGACUACCUAGGAAUUAGCAGAUGCGUAACAGUUGUUAUUGCAUAUCUGAUGCAUCAUAUGCAUUGGACACUAGAUGUUGCCUACAUUUAUGUCAAAAACUGUAUUUCAACAAUGAAGCCAACCAGAAAUUUCAUCAAGCAACUGUCACAGUGGGAAGAAGUUUUGUUUGAAAAAAAAAGCACAGAGAUUGAUGAUCUGCUCGUUUAGUGUAGAAUUUUUCAUUUAUGGAUCUUUAUACAUUCUCAUUUUAGAUAUUGUUAAAAACUUUACAGUUAUGUCUUCAAAGAUACAGAGGGGUAACAAAAAGUGGAUAUCGUUGGUGAUGCACCUUUUUUAUACUUCUAUGUAUAUAUUUACUUGUAUACAUAUAUUUACAUACAUGUACAAAAGUAUUGCAAGAAACAUUGAAUUGUUCAUGCUCUUCAGUCAGAGGUCUACAGCCUACACUAAAUAAAAUUUGAAUAUCUGGUCGAUCUUUAACACGCAUUUUAAUCCCUCACUGCUUAGCCAGUAAUUGCAAUAUAUACCAGCAAAUGCUGGAAAAAUUAUGACUUCGGGGAAGUGGAAUGCAAACUGAUUAGAGCACUGGUGUUCAAACCCAGAUGUGAAUGGGCAAUUCCUGUGUGGCAGAAUGUUACCCCAGUCAACACAGCAGUUGGAAAGGGGUAUUCAACUCCACAGAGGGUUGGAAAAAGGGAAAGUAGCUAGAGGAAGAGUAAAUGGGUGCCACUUUCAAAAAGAAUUGUCACCAAAAAAAGUGUGGUGUCUACAAAUAGCCACUCCUUUGACCUAAAAAAAAGUCAGGGGCCAACUUUUACCUUAAAUGACAUGUGCAAAGCAGCUUUCCCAUUCUGCACACAUACUUAUUAGUACAAAAAAAUCUUAUUAUUUUUAUACACUGUAUUAUUUACUAAACGUGUCCUUUAUCAAUGUACACUGUUAUUCCAGAAUUUUUUUUAAUGCAUCAAAUGAGCAUUUUCAAAUCAACCAAAAUCUUUUCAUAAACAAAAAUGCAAAGUAAAAUUCCUUUUAAUGUAUUUUUUCUUAGAGACUGCAGAAAUACUUUUGUGAAAUGUUUUGAGUAAAUCAUCAUAAUACCAAAGAGUCCACAAUAAUGUGCCUCUCUCAAAUCUCACUUUUUUCACCUUUAUGUUUACAUUUACAAGCCCAGAAUUAAAAGGAGAGGUAUCUGGUACUGAACAUUUAUAGGUGAACCAAGCUACAUUUCAUAAUAUUUCUGUCGUUUUGAGGAGCAUGUAAGUACAUCAUAUUUUGCACCAGUAAAACUGAUUUUAAACUCAGUCUGAUUAGUUAAUCUGAUGAUUUUGUCAUCAACCACUGUGCACAGGUACAACAUUCUCUGAAAUGCCCAAUGUUAGUGUUCCUUUAAUAACUUUUUUCCAAGACCUGUCACAGAUUUCUACUGAAUCUACUGAAUCAUUUUAUGAAGGAAUUAUUGUGAACACCAUUAAGUUUAAUUUUUAUAGGAAGGACAAUAAACAUAUUUUAUGUUUUUAUGUUAGCAUCAUGCAAAAAUUGUUGCCUUUUCCACCUAACAAUCCAUUAGUAUAGCAAUACACAUGUGCUUUCGCCAGCAAGGAAGUUAUCACCUUUUCUCAUAACCAAAAGAGAUCUCCCUCUUCUUCCCUUAAAACACAUGAGGCACAGACAUACACAUAUAAACACACACACACAUAUGUGCUUGCACAUACAUAUUUCAACUCUUAAGUGGAUUUUAUACUUUAAUACUUUUAAACCAUGCAUCUCAACAAUAUGCAUUUUGUGAUGAAAAAAGAUUUUGAACAUAAAAAAAUUUGUCUGAAUACAACAUUUCAAUGACAUUUAAAUUUUGAAAUGCAUUGUUCCUUGAAACCAGUAAAUGAAAAGGUUUUCAAAGUU
Messenger RNA from Pomacea canaliculata, 2729 nucleotides. Its product is annotated as serine/threonine/tyrosine-interacting-like protein 1. Bases 138 to 1037 code for a protein of 299 amino acids. Gene Ontology annotation, cellular component: mitochondrion. Gene Ontology annotation, molecular function: protein phosphatase inhibitor activity; pseudophosphatase activity; protein phosphatase binding. The transcript has 9 exons. Gene Ontology annotation, biological process: protein dephosphorylation; negative regulation of cytoplasmic stress granule assembly; positive regulation of intrinsic apoptotic signaling pathway. The record is from RefSeq and is a predicted model, not a curated record. Lineage: Eukaryota; Metazoa; Mollusca; Gastropoda; Architaenioglossa; Ampullariidae.